Molecule: messenger RNA, 2220 nt
Organism: Olea europaea var. sylvestris
Lineage: Eukaryota; Viridiplantae; Streptophyta; Magnoliopsida; Lamiales; Oleaceae
Product: auxin transporter-like protein 2
Exons: 10
Coding region: 378-1817 (479 amino acids)
Cellular component (GO): plasma membrane
Source: RefSeq, a predicted model, not a curated record
AAUCUUAUGUGGAAGACAGGAAUAGCGAAAAAGAAACAAUGCUCUCUCAUGCAUACAUAAUUUAUAUCUAUAUAUGUUGCAGAAAGUACUCCUCCUUCUUAUUAACUCUCUGCAACACACUAUAAAGAAAUAAGAAAGAAAACUUCUGUCGUCCCUUAAACUUCUCUACUUUUGAGAUCUCUCUCGCCGCCUUUUUUGCAAUUUUCUGUCAAUUCUUGGAAAUGAACAAAUAUUAAACCCCCAGCUGCCUAUAUAUCCCUUGCUUUCUUUGGGUUGUGUUUUUCCAUAGUCUGAGAUCUGGGUUCGAGAAAAAGACUUGUCGAAACAAGAUCUGCUGGAAUAUUAGGCUUCUCUUUAUUGUAAAAAAAUCGAAGAAAAUGUUGCAUCAGAAGCAAGCAGAAGAAGCUAUUGUCACUACCUUCAACGAGACUGAACACGACGGCGUUGGUGGCAAGGAUGAGGAGCAGCCCAUUUUCAGUGUCAAGAGCUUCCUCUGGCACGGCGGCUCAGUCUAUGAUGCUUGGUUUAGUUGUGCUUCAAAUCAAGUAGCUCAAGUUCUAUUAACAUUGCCAUAUUCAUUCUCUCAACUGGGAAUGCUAUCUGGAAUUUUGCUUCAAAUAUUCUAUGGCAUAAUGGGUAGUUGGACAGCCUACCUCAUUAGUGUUCUCUACGUCGAAUAUCGAAGUCGAAAGGAGAAAGAAGGUGUAAGCUUCAAGAAUCAUGUCAUUCAGUGGUUUGAAGUGUUGGAUGGAUUAUUGGGUCCUUAUUGGAAAGCAGUGGGUUUGGCCUUCAACUGUACUUUUCUACUCUUUGGAUCUGUCAUCCAACUCAUAGCUUGUGCAAGUAAUAUAUAUUACAUAAAUGAUCGAUUGGACAAGAGGACAUGGACUUACAUAUUUGGAGCAUGCUGUGCCACUACAGUUUUCAUUCCCUCUUUUCACAAUUACAGAAUAUGGUCUUUUCUAGGUCUUGGAAUGACAACAUAUACGGCUUGGUACAUGACCAUCGCGGCCUUUGUUCACGGCCAGGUUGAAGAUGUGCAACACUCUGCUCCAACAAACCUAGUUCUAUACUUCACCGGCGCCACCAAUAUUCUAUACACCUUCGGUGGACAUGCUGUUACUGUGGAAAUUAUGCAUGCAAUGUGGAAACCUCAAAAGUUCAAGUAUAUUUACCUAUUGGCUACAUUAUAUGUUUUCACUCUAACUUUGCCAUCGGCUUCCGCCGUCUACUGGGCUUUCGGCGAUCAGCUCCUUAACCACUCCAACGCCUUCUCACUCCUCCCAAAAAAUGGUUGGCGCGAUGCUGCCGUUAUUCUUAUGCUCAUUCACCAGUUUAUUACAUUUGGAUUUGCUUGCACACCAUUGUACUUUGUGUGGGAGAAGGUGAUAGGAAUGCAUGACACAAAAAGCAUAUGUUUGAGGGCAGUUGCAAGGCUGCCAAUAGUGAUUCCAAUCUGGUUUUUGGCCAUUAUUUUCCCAUUUUUUGGCCCCAUAAACUCUGCAGUUGGAGCACUUCUAGUGAGUUUCACAGUCUACAUUAUCCCAUCUCUUGCCCAUAUGCUUACUUACCGAAAGGCCGCUGCUCGUCAGAAUGCUGCAGAAAAGCCUCCAUUUUUCAUGCCAAGCUGGACAGCCAUGUAUGCAUUGAACAUAUUUGUGGUUGGUUGGGUUUUGGUGGUCGGGUUCGGGUUUGGAGGAUGGGCAAGCGUGACAAAUUUUGUCAAACAAGUCGACACAUUUGGGCUCUUUGCUAAAUGUUAUCAGUGCAAGUCUCCAACACUAGCGCAUCAAACUCCGGUAGCACCCCACCACUAAGGACUUACACGGAGCUAGUGACAAACCACCACCAUCUAGGGAGUCACAUAUCUUCGAAAUUUACCAAUCAACACUUUCCUUUCAUCCUUCUCUCUCUCUCUCUCUCUCUCCAUAGUUUGUAGUAUACAAGGGGAGAUAGCAAUAUUUUCCUAAAACGUGAGGUGUGUUUAUCUUUUCUUUUUCGAAUAGUUUUACAAUUUUCUUGAAAUACUAGAUGAGAUAGUUUUGAAUUGUGGUGAUUCCUUUGCUGUCAAAGCAUAGGCUUAUUUAGUCAAUAUAAGUUAGAUCUUUUCCAAAGUUUUCCUUUGCUUAGAUUGAAUAUAAUAUUGUAACAUAAGACAAGUUGUGGUUGAUAUUGUUGCUAGCAAAUUGUAAUGUCAUUGUUAUUUUCUAUGUUUUUAAA